GAGAUUUCCAUUCAAACCCACUUAUUUCUGAGCGGAAGUUAAGGAGACAAGUUACAUAAUGGCGAACUCUACGGCUGAUUCCAUUGAGAGGUCGGAUUCAGGUAACAAAAUCUUCAACAUCGGCUCAGAUUCGACAUCCUCGUUGAGAUUGGAUGAACUUCCAGACUCUAAGCAAGGCAAUUUGGAAGCGCAGGAAAGGCAGUCUCAAUUAGCAGAGCUUAAAGUUCAUUUUGAUUUGAUCGCCGGGGAGGAUGGUCUGAUCGAUGAAGAGGAGUUUUUGGAGGCAAUUCGCACCGACAAUACGCUCUUGGCCAAGAAUGUGUUUUCGCUCUUUGAUCGCGAUGGGGACGGUUAUAUCACGGCCCAAGAGUUCAUGGAUUUCAUGGAUCGCUUCCGGGAGCCGGAGGACAAGAUUGAUCUCCUAUUUCUUACAUACGAUUUGAAGAGAAAUGAGAAGUUGGAUCGAAAUGAGCUCGAACUCGUGCUCAGAGCUAUGGUUAAAUCCAGCUCCUUGCCUUUGGAUGAUAGGAGUGUGGCUGAGAUGGUGGAUCUCUUCUUCGAGGCUGGGGUCCAAGCUUCGCGCGAAAUUGACCCUGACAAUCAGAAGAUUGAUUACAUUUCCAAGGAAGGUUUCCGACGCCUGAUUGAAAAGGAUCCAGAAAUAUCCAAGGACGUAUCCACUUUGGUCGAUCAUUGGCUAGGGGCUUUGCAGAAGAACUCCAAACCACGAGCCCCGAAGAAUCCCGAGGAACAGGCCAUAGAUUUAGCCACAAGGACUCAAUCCCAUCCCACCUAUUACGGAUUAUUGCUCAUCUACCUUCUCGUAAUUGUUAUUAUGAUGAUGAUGGGUGGGAUUUGGCAUGGAAAUACCAAGGACAAGAAUGGCGACCUGAAUAUCACUCUAAUCAUGGCUCGCAUCUUUGGAUUCCCACUCAAUCUUGUCUGCACUAUGGUCUUUGUGUUUAUGUUGCGGAAAUUGCUGAAUGGCCUCCGAGAACUUGGGUGGGGCAAAUACCUUCCACUGGAUCAUCACACCGCCUUCCACAUCCUCAGUGGAUGGAUCAUAUUUGUCUUUGGGAUGGUGCACACUAUAGUUCACUUUAUAAAUUUUGGCGUCAACGUUGUUCCCGAUCCUCUAAAUUACCUGCACCAAAACGGCCUUACACCUACAAUGGUGGGUUAUCAUCCCCCACCAGAAGGGGGGAAAUAUUCAUUCCUAGAGUGGAUGUUGACCACCCGACCAAACUUGUUCGGACUAAUUGCAGGAUGGGCCAACUUCACCGGUGUUUUUUUGAUCAUCAUUGUCUGCGUGAUGUUCUUCACCUCUCAGCCGUACGUUCGGCGGGGUGGUUACUUCAACUUGUUCUACUUCUGUCAUUGGCUUUACGUUCCGUUUGCGGUACUUCUGGUUCUACACGCCCCGAAUUUCUCGUACUUCUUCCCUUUGGCCGGGUUCUUUCUGGCUGAAGGCAUCAUUCAGAAGAUGAUGUACGGACACAUGACCACCGAAGUGGAGUCGGCUUUUCUCCUUGAUCCAAAGUGCAUUUGCCUCGUGAUUGGAAAGCCCGAGAACUUGGCGUUUCGGACAGGAGACUGGAUAUCUGUGAACAUUCCAAGUAUUGCUCAAUACGAAUGGCAUGCCUUCACCAUCUCUAGUAGCCCAGAGUUGCCAAACAUACUAACUUUACAUAUUAAAGUUGUGGGGCCUUGGACACAAGCUCUUGAAGAUCGAAUCUUCGUGGACCAUCACAAUCAAACCAAGGGCCAAACAUGUAUUCGGCACAAUUGCAAUCUCAAAUAUCUGCCCCAUUCGUACAACAAUCGGGCGAUAAUGGUAUCUUAUGCCAGAAACACUGCUCAGCUGAAGGAAGUUACUUCAAAAACAGAAGUGGCGCGACGAACCCUUCCAUCUUUGGAGAUCCGUUUAGAUGGACCCUUUCACGCCCCGGCCACGAGCAUCUUUGAGGCGGAACACGCGGUGCUCGUCGCAACUGGUAUUGGAGUGACUCCCAUGGCAUGCAUUCUGCAAUCUGUUCUCCAGCGGCACUUAAAACGAGUGGUAAACUGUCCCUCCUGUCAAACAAGAUUCACGGCCCCUCAAAACGAAGAUGUAGGAAACUUGAAGAAGCUCGAUUUUAUCUGGGUAGUCAAAGACCCCAGUGAAGCCAUGUGGUUUUUGGACCUUCUCACAGGGAUCGAAAUGGAACAAGAGACCCUCGGUUCGAAUCUCCCCAAGAUCAUCUCAAUCACAAUUUACGCGACCCGAGCUUGGUCAAACAUCGACAUGGAUACACUGGCCCUGAGACUAGCCAUGAACCUUUAUCACAAAGCUAGAAGACGAGAUAUCAUAUACGGAAUCAAGACCAAGAUGAUCGGCGGAAGACCAAACUUCUCAGAAAUAUUCACCAAACUGAAAGUCUCACGUGUUGGUGAUGUUAGCGUCUUUUUUUGUGGAAACUCAACAGUUGGAGCGAUCUUGGAGAAGAAAUGUGAGCAACACAAGUUUUCCUUCCAUCAAGAGGUUUUUUAAAUCGCAAAAUGACAAUGUUCGUUAAAGAAAACCAUUUAUGUAAAUACAAAAUAUUCUUGUGUAAACUUA
This is a messenger RNA of Tigriopus californicus, 2599 nucleotides long. Its product is annotated as NADPH oxidase 5-like. The transcript has a single exon. Gene Ontology annotation, cellular component: plasma membrane; NADPH oxidase complex. Gene Ontology annotation, molecular function: superoxide-generating NAD(P)H oxidase activity; calcium ion binding. The record is from RefSeq and is a predicted model, not a curated record. Bases 59 to 2530 code for a protein of 823 amino acids. Gene Ontology annotation, biological process: defense response; superoxide anion generation. Lineage: Eukaryota; Metazoa; Arthropoda; Copepoda; Harpacticoida; Harpacticidae.